Molecule: messenger RNA, 6449 nt
Organism: Oncorhynchus tshawytscha (Chinook salmon)
Lineage: Eukaryota; Metazoa; Chordata; Actinopteri; Salmoniformes; Salmonidae
Gene: rsf1b.1
Product: remodeling and spacing factor 1b, tandem duplicate 1
Exons: 16
Coding region: 67-5910 (1947 amino acids)
Biological process (GO): regulation of DNA-templated transcription
Cellular component (GO): RSF complex
Source: RefSeq, a predicted model, not a curated record
CGGUGAAUUGUGGGCAAUCAUUGGUCCUCCGAGCUUUUCGAGUCUGCUGCUCCACCAUUGGAAAAGAUGGCUGCCUCGGCUCCAUCGGCGGGAUUCUCCGAUUUGUGCCCAAGCUACGCCGUGAUAUGCUCUUUUCUAGAGCGUUAUGGAGCUUUGCUGGAUCUACCGGAGCUCACAUUUCCGCAGUUGGAGAGAUAUCUCCAAGACACAUCUUCAGUUCCAAAGCUCUUGGUGGACCUUCAUGUGAAGUUGCUGAGGAAGAUUGGCAAGUCUGUGUCCGCAGACAGAUGGGAGAAGUACAUUGUGAAGGUGUGCCAUGAGUUCAACAGUACCUGGGCAUGGGAACUUGAAAAUAAAGGAUACAAAGACAUGUCUGUGGAGUGUAAGACUGGAAUCCUCAAACACUUAUGUGAGUGCCAGUUUGAUGACAAUGUCAAGUUCAAGACUGCAAUUAAUGAGGAGGAUCCUGAUAAGAUGCGGCUCCAUCCCAUUGGCAAGGACAAGGAUGGCCUAAUGUACUGGUUCCAACUUGACCAGGAUAACAAUGUGAGGGUCUAUGUGGAGGAGCAGGACGACCUGGACGGGUCCUCCUGGAAGUGCAUUGUCAGAGACAGAAACAGCUUGGCUGAGAUCCUGGCACAGCUGAAGACUCAAAUCGACCCAGCACUGUUGACAAAGAAAGAAGGAGAGGAGGAAGAUGAGAACAAGAAAACUGGCGGAGAAGGGGAAAUUAAAAAGACAGAGGAUACCUCCGGGGAUGAAGAGGACAAACUCUCCAAGGAUACAGCUUCUUUAGUGUCCCCAAAAACAGAGAAUACAGAAAGAAAAUCCCCAAAAGAGGAAUCAAAGCUGGACGAUUCAGAUGCCAAAUCCCCAUCGAAUGGCCUCAAAGACAACCAAGUCGAGUCAGAGUCAACAAGACGAUCCGAGAAGCCAAUGGUGGAUGACAAGGCCACCAUUAACACCCAGGCCAUCAAAGAAGAGCUGAUGGAGGUGUCAGAAUCCAAGGAGAGCACAGCCACAAGUGCUACAGAGCCUCUUGCGGAGAAACAUUGUGUGACGCCACAGACAGAACAGACUGAGGAAGCCAAGAGGAAGAAUGCAGAGGAACUCCAAAGGGUGAUGAAGAAUGACCAGCAGGCCAAAAUCCCCUUGAAAAAGAGAGAGAUGAAACUUAGUGAAGAUUUUGAUAAUAGUAGUGGCGGUGGCAGUAGAAUCAUUGUGCGUAACCCAUCUGUUGCUCCUGUCAAAGAAGCUCCUAAAGUUGAGGAGACAAGUAAAGAGGUCUCUGUUGCCCUGGUGGGGACGAUGGAGACUAAAAGUGAUCAAGUGAAUGGUGAUGCUCAGCCUGUCACAGAAAAAAGUGUCAAUAAGGGAAUGAGAGAAUCUCCUAAAGAGAUGGGAAUACAGAGAGAAUCUGCUGAUAGCAAAGAACAGCAAACAAAAGCUGUUGCUAGGGAAGAAUGUGAAGCAGCAGAAGCUAUUGAAAAAGAGAAGACAAAUCUGUCCCUGGACAUGGACAAAAAGGAAGGGGAGAUGGCAAGCAAUGCUGAGGAGCCCAUGGCCGAUGAAACGAACCUACAGAAAACUGUUCCAGCCCCAAAGGCAGAGAAGGAAAGCACUGAAGCACUGAAAAAAUCAUCCCUAAAAGAGGCUAAAUCUUCAUCCCCUCUGACAAAGCCAUUGACUUCAUCUAAGGAUGCAACAAGCACACUGGAAAAGUCCUCUGAUCUUAAAGAGGAACAAAAAGUCAAGGUAUCCAAGUGGGAUGUGAAAGUGCGUCGUACAGAACACAAGACAUCCACAUCAAUAGAAACAGAUAACAACCCUUUAUCUAGUAAGUCACAGAAACCAGAUGAAACUAAAGGAACAGAUUCAUCCAUUGCAUUUCAAGAGGUAAAUUUGGCUGCCUUUAAGGAAACAGUUGUCCCUAAAGACAGUUGUCCCCUUUCUGUAGUGAAAGAGAUGGAAAAAACAUCCAUCAUAAAAGCCACAGAAAAGUUGUUGAACCCUAAAAACCCAGAAACAUCAGUCAUCACUAAACAAACCGAGAGACCUGAUCCCAUUACAGAUAAACUAGAAAGCUCAAAACGCCCUGAGUCGCCAGCAGUCAUAAAAAAUACAGAGAAUCCAUCUAACAAAGAGAGCGCAGAGAAAUGUGAUGGUUCUAACGAUAUCAAAACAUCUUCUGUCAUUAAAAAGACAGAGAUUUCAGAAAAGAGUAAAGAUGCCAAGAACCUGGCCAGCUCUAAAGAGACCAAUACGUCCUCAUUACUUAAAAAGGCAGACAAACCAGUUCCCAAUAAAGAAGCAGAGAAACUGGAGAGCACUAAAGAGACUAAUAAAUCGUUGGUCAUUAAAAUGACAGUGAAACCAGAGGCAUCUAAACAUACAGAGAAAUGUGAUACCCCUAAACACAUUAUGUCAGCUCUCACCAAGGAGAAACCUGCUGUCAGUGCUGUAAGCACAAAUACAAAUGUUGCCCCUGAGGUGAAGAAAAAAAACGUCCUGGAGAAAACAGCCAUCUGUAAAGAUGAGACGAGAGCUGUUGCAGCAGUGACUGAGAGACAAUCUGGCCCUAAAGACGUGGAGAUGGCAGACAUCUUUGAGAAAUCAAACCAAUCCCAACUGGAAGGACCCAAAAAGGUAGAGAAAUUGGGUAUCCCUAAAGACACGUUGAAAUCGACAAUGCCUAAAUAUGCAGAGAAAUCUGCUAAACUGGCUACGCCUAAAGACGCGGAGAAAUUGGCUACGCCUAAAGGCGCGGAGAAAUUGGCUGCGCCUAAAGACGCGGAGAAAUUGGCUGCGCCUAAAGACGCGGAGAAAUUGGCUGCGCCUAAAGACGCAGAGAAAUUGGCUGCGCCUAAAGACGCGGAGAAAUUGGCUGCGCCUAAAGACGCGGAGAAAUUGGCUGCGCCUAAAGACGCGGAGAAAUUGGCUACGCCUAAAGACGCGGAGAAAUUGCCUAAAUCGGCUAUGUCUGAAAAUGCUGGGAAAUCUGCUACCCCUACAGACGCUGAGAAUUCAGCUAAAUCAGCUACACCUAUCCCUGAAGACACGGAGAUAUUGGCUACUCCUGAAGAAGCGGAGAAAUCGGUUAACACUAAAGACACUGAGAAAUCGGCUACCCUUAAAAACACAGAGACUGCUUCUAAAAAGAUUGAAGAUUUCACAAUCUGUGAAGGACAGAAACCAGAUGCCUCUAAAGAAACUGAGAAACUGGCAGACAUAAUGCCAGCUGCAGCAAAAGGAGAGAAACAUGUCACCUUUGAGGAUUCUAAGCAAUUACCUUCUCUCAAAGAGUCUGUCCCAGUGGGGAGGAAACAGGAAGAGCCUAUGGAAAUAAGUUCGGAAAAGUCAACAGAUGACAAUGUAAUUAUUAGGGGACAUGCCGAUAAAGGCUGGACAAAGAACUCUGUUAAAAGUGGAGAGAAUUCUGAGAGCGAGCCUAUCAAAGACUCAAACCGCAUGGACUGUAAUGCACCAUCAGAAAAACAGGCUACCAGCAAGAAGGCAUCAUCUCUCACUGAUGCUGAAGGUGAGACAGACAAAAGCCAGGUCAAAGUAAUCAAGGAAGAUGCCACAACACAGGGAUGCCCUAAAGAGGAUGAGAAGGAAGAUGAUCAGGCUAAGAAAAACGACCAAAAGGAGGAUGAUGGUGCUGAGAAAGAUAACUCAACUGCAGCAGAGAAACUGGGUGAGGCAAAAGCAAGUAAAGGUUCUGAGAAUAAAGAGGAUGAAAAAAAGGAUGCAGGAACAACAUCAGAGAUUCAAGAGGAGGGGAUUCGCCUGAAAAUACGGGGAAUUACUCAUCGAAGGAGAGCUGAGCUCCAGAGAACGGAGAGGGACUCGGGGUCCGAUACUGGUGAGACUGGGAGAUCCCUGAGGAGGUCACCCAGGAUUUGCAGGCCAACCGCUAAGGGGGUGGAGUUCCAGGACAGGAGGCUGGAGAAAAAAGAGACCACGCCCCCUGAGGAGGAAGAGGACGAGGAGGAGGAAACUGUUCAGAGGAAACCGAGAGAAAAGGUUGAUCUAGAUGGACAGUCCACAUCUAAGGGGCGACGGAGGAGAAAGACCCGGUGGUCCAACACUCGAACACGACGGCGCAAAAAGAAUGGUUCUGGUGAUGACAAUGAAAGUGAAUCAAGUGAAGAGGAGAGUGAGGAGGAUGACAGUGAUGAGAGCUUUAAGGUGGAGAAGGGCAAGAGGAGGUGGAGGAACCGGAACAGAGAAAGGCACAGCGACGACUCUGACACAUCCUCGGAUGAUGACCUCCCUCCUAACGAAGACCCCUGCAAACACUGCGGCCUCCCCAACCAUCCCGAGCUGAUCUUGCUAUGUGACUCGUGUGACAGUGGCUACCACACGGCCUGCCUCAGACCCCCUCUCAUGAUCAUCCCAGAUGGGGAGUGGUUCUGUUCACCCUGCCAACAUAAGCUACUCUGUGACAAGCUUGAGGAGCAGCUUGCUAAUCUCGAUGCUGCCCUGAAAAAGAGAGAUCGCGCUGAGCGAAGAAAAGAACGUUUGGUCUAUGUUGGAAUAAGUGUCGAAAACAUCAUCACUCCCUCUUUGGAGGUAGAGGAAGAAAAAGAGGAAGAAAAGGAGGAAGAAGUGAAGAAGGAGAAGAAAGAGAAGAAAGAGAAAAGCAAGAGCUGGGGUCGAAGGUCGACAAGGGCAAAGAAAAGCAUAAGUUACAGGUUUGAUGAAUUUGAUGAGGCUAUCGAGGAGGCAAUUGAAGAAGACAUCAGAGAAGCUGAUGGUGGAGGAGCUGGUCGGGGCAAGGACAUGGCCAACAUCACAGGCCAUAGCAGAGGGAAGGACAUGUCCACCAUCCUGGCAGCAGGAGAGGUUGGUCAGGGCAAGGAGAAUGGACGCCCGCCACGGCCCAACGCCGGCCAGCGCAGGAAGAAGCGCCGGCGUCUCAACGACCUGGACAGCGACAGCACUGUGGAGGAGGAGGAGAGCGAGGACGAGUUCCGUCUCAGUGACAGUACGGAGGAAGAGGAGUUUGUGGCGUCAGACAAGAGCGACGCAGAGAGUGAAGCGGCAGUCGACUCUAACGACGACAGUGACUUCGGCAGCACGCGACGCAGAACUGCCAGGACAAGGAGGCCGGCCAAAUGUCAAAGGAGCACUCGGCCGCGAAGGCGCCGCAGAGCGAGAGGGUACUCAGAUGAUGAAGAGGAGGAGACGAGUGAUGAAGAUGAGGACGAAAUGAUCUCAGAGGGUUCCAGCGAGUUCAGCGACAGCGACCUGGAUUGUAGCCAACGCCGAUCCCGCCGUAGUCAUACAAAGAGGCAGGUCAACUACUGCGAGUCGUCCGGCGACUCCGAUGGCUCAAAGGCCGGCACCAACCGGGACAAAGUCAAACCGCGGAGGCGCCUCGCCAGCUCCGACAGCGAAGCAAGCUCCUCCAGAGGCUCGGACGACGGCAAGAGGGAGAGGACUAGGUUGAAGAGGAGGGCUGACUCGUCUGAGGAAGAGUCCCAGCAGCGCCGCAGACGCCUCUCGCUGAAACGGAGGCGAGCCUCCGAGGAGGACGAUGACGAUUCCGAUGAAUCAUCGGAGGGAGAGCGUCCGGUCCGCAAGCGUGUGAACCGCAUCGACUCGGACGACUCUGACAAGGAGGAGGAGAAGGAAGAAACAAAGGAAGAGGAGGAAGGGGGGGUGCUGGGGAAGGGAGCCAGCCCAUUGGACUACAACCUGGUGGAACUGCACCCCCCUACCAACGGACAGAGUCCCAUCAAGGCCCUGGAGGGCCUGGCUCACAUUGGGCCCCAAAAACCUGGAGCCACAGCCGUCACCAUAGCGCCCAACGGACUGGAGUUGGCGCCACAGGACGAUGAUGAAGAUGACCUGCUGGGGGUCACAGACCUAGUGGACUUUGUCUGCAAUAGUGAUGUGUUGUAAAACAAAGUUGUAUGUUUGUUCAUUUCUGUAGUAUUGUAUUUUUUUUUAUAUUAUGUUUUUUUUCUCCACUGAAGUCGUCCACCGUUUAUUCCUGUCCUCUCCUCUUGUGUUUUUUUUGUUUGUUGUUUUUUUCAAUUCAUCCUCCUUGUCCCCUCCUCAGUGUGGCCCCAUCCAUCCAUAUGAACUGGAUGCCUUACGGGGAGAAGUUAAUUCUCUUCACUCUUCGCACCUCUCGCAGUUGGAUUGUACAGUCAUUGAGAGCACUAACUCUAAAGGUUGUUUUGUGGUACGUGAAUUAGCUUUGUCUUAUCCUCUGUACUCCGUCACCGAUGGACAUGCGGGUCAGAUACUUGACUACAAAUGAACCUACCUGUUUCUCCAGCCAACUUCCAGGGUUUCCUACUCAGGGGUAUGACCCCACCAUACAAAGAAUCCAUCUCUCAACUUCAUAGUUUUGUUCAUUAGGCCCCAAACAGAAGAAAGCAGACAGAAACUGGGAGGGACUAACUAGACUUGUCCAAUAAACACUCAUUUUUGUU